Messenger RNA from Ipomoea nil (Japanese morning glory), 2633 nucleotides. Its product is annotated as serine/threonine-protein kinase D6PKL2. NCBI's taxonomy places the organism in Eukaryota, Viridiplantae, Streptophyta, Magnoliopsida, Solanales, Convolvulaceae. The transcript has 3 exons. Gene Ontology annotation, cellular component: cytoplasm; plasma membrane; nucleus. Gene Ontology annotation, biological process: protein phosphorylation. The record is from RefSeq and is a predicted model, not a curated record. The coding region runs from base 371 to 2194 and encodes 607 amino acids. Gene Ontology annotation, molecular function: ATP binding; protein serine/threonine kinase activity.
GGCUUCGCUUUAGCUUUUGUUUGACCCCCUUCUCCAAAUUCGCCUAGUAGUCCAGAAUCUGAGGCCCCCCAGACCAGACAGUCAAUUUUCAUCUCUUUCUUCUUCUUCUUCUUCUGGUGUUCUUGCAGCAGUUACAGUCAGCUAGAGCCUAGGAACUGCAUUCCUUUUCCUUUUCUUUAACUGCCAAAGCUAACCCUUCAACUGAACUCAUACUCAACUGGGGUUUUCUCAUCUUUUUGCAAUUCAGUUUUGUGGUGUAAGUAGACGUUUGGAUCUCUUUGGCCUUAUGAUGGAUAUAAAAAUGGCUGCUGGAGGAUGGAACGAUUGGAUCUAAAUUUUCGGUAGGGUUUUUUUUUUUUUAUUGUGUCUAAUGGCAUCAAUAAUUGGAGCUAGACAUUGUCCUGAAAUACAGCAAAAGUCCACCGGAGCUCAUCAAUCAGCAGAUGCAAGUAAGUCUAGAUCUUUGCCUUCACAGGCCUCGUUGAUGAAUAAACACAAGCCGGUUCCUUUUGAGCAAAUAGAGGAAUCUGGCAAAAUUUCGGUUCCUGUUGCUGUGAAAGCUCUAGAUGAUAAAAAAUCGGAGAACUGUAAUGAAAAAGGCUCUUCUCAUUCCUCAACUGAUAAAUCUCAUUCGGUGAUCUCAUCACUUGACAAUGAUCAAGUGUCUACACCUAAAGUGAACGAGUCCAGGAGCUUCCGGGAAGUGUCUGUUGAUCAAGAAAAGGAAACAUCUGAGCCGGGUAGUGUAAAGAACAGUUCGGUUUCUGCAAAUGGAACCAGCAGCCUACCAAAGACUAGUGGAACCGCCAAAAUAAGUGGUCGUGCUGAGUAUGCUGAGAGUGGGAAGAGCAGUAUGUGCAGAGGGAGCACGAGCACUGAUGUGAGCGAUGAGAGCUCUUGUAGCAGUUUCACUAGCAGUGUCAGUAAACCUCAUAAAGCAAAUGACUUAAGAUGGGAAGCCAUUCAAGUUGUCCGAGCAAAAGAUGGGGUCUUGGGUUUAAGCCAUUUCAGAUUGCUAAAGAGAUUGGGUUGUGGAGAUAUUGGGAGUGUUUACUUGGCAGAAUUGAGUGGAACGAAGUGUUAUUUUGCCAUGAAAGUGAUGGAUAAAGCGUCUCUGGCUGGUCGUAAGAAGCUUCUUCGUGCUCAGACAGAAAGGGAAAUUCUACAAUCCCUCGACCAUCCUUUUCUCCCGACACUCUACACCCACUUUGAGACGGAUAAGUUUUCGUGUUUAGUUAUGGAAUUCUGCCCUGGAGGAGAUCUGCACAGUCUUCGGCAGAGACAGCCUGGGAAACAUUUUUCAGAACAAGCAGUCAGAUUUUAUGUGGCUGAGGUCCUUCUAGCUAUGGAAUAUCUCCACAUGCUUGGAAUUAUCUACCGCGACCUUAAGCCAGAAAACGUCCUGGUGAGAGAAGAUGGCCACAUAAUGCUCUCGGACUUUGACCUCUCACUUCGUUGUGCUGUCAGCCCGACUCUAGUGAAGACGUCAACUUUGGAGUCGGACCCUCUCCGGAAGAACUCUGUUUACUGUGUCCAGCCCGCUUGCAUCGAGCCCUCUUGCAUUCAACCGUCUUGUGCUGUUACCACAACCUGCUUCUCUCCUCGCCUCUUUUCUAGCAAGUCCAAGAAGAGCAGAAAACCGAAAACCGAUAUUGGCAACCAAGUUUCCCCUCUACCUGAGCUGAUUGCAGAGCCCAGCAGUGCCCGGUCCAUGUCAUUUGUCGGGACGCACGAAUACUUGGCACCAGAGAUAAUUAAAGGCGAAGGCCAUGGAAGUGCUGUGGAUUGGUGGACAUUCGGGAUCUUUCUGUACGAGCUUUUAUUCGGUAAAACCCCGUUUAAAGGCUCCGGGAACCGAGCCACGCUAUUCAACGUCGUGGGGCAGCCACUUAGAUUUCCAGAAUCACCCGUUGUGAGCUUUGCUGCCAGGGAUCUCAUACGCGGGCUGCUCAUUAAAGAACCACAGAACCGAUUGGCUUAUAAAAAGGGAGCCACUGAAAUAAAGCAGCACCCUUUCUUCGAAGGAGUGAACUGGGCGUUGAUACGCUGCGCUACGCCCCCCGAGGUCCCAAAGCCAGUCGAAUUCGAGAAAUUGCCUGUUCCAGCAGCAUCAACAAGCGAAAAAGCGACUCCUGUCGCAGUGGCCCCCAAUCAGAAAGGCUCUGAUAAUUACCUGGAGUUUGAUUUCUUCUAGAAAAUAUUGCUAGUAUAAUUGGAAUGUGUUUGCUCUAUGGAGAAGAUACUUUUAAAUUCAUUCUGAAUAUUUGGCAUUUUAGUAAUCUUGAUGGCAGAUUUCUUUCCUCAUAAUAGCAAUCUUUUUCAACCUCUUCCAUGACAGCUCUAUCUCCCAGGAAACCCGAGGAAUUUUUCCGAGCUGAUUUGCAGAAACACACGAUUUGGGUCGAAACAUGACAGCAGAUCAGCCGCCUUAUACAAGAUCACUCUGUAUAUUUCUUUUUUUUUAUUUUUUUGAUAAUUCCUAGGAUAUGUUCCACAUUCGAAGGUACAUUAGUAGGACCCAAUGUAGAUGUGCUCCCCCACCUUUGAGAUCUCCAUGCUUUUUGAAUGUUGGUGUAUUAUCUGACACUUGGAACCAUAAUACUUACUACUCCCUACUAUUUUGCAAGCUUGUU